Danaus plexippus (monarch butterfly) is the source of this 1793-nucleotide messenger RNA. RefSeq names its product elongation of very long chain fatty acids protein 7-like (gene sit). Gene Ontology annotation, molecular function: fatty acid elongase activity. Gene Ontology annotation, cellular component: endoplasmic reticulum membrane. Lineage: Eukaryota; Metazoa; Arthropoda; Insecta; Lepidoptera; Nymphalidae. Bases 241 to 1110 code for a protein of 289 amino acids. The transcript has 6 exons. Gene Ontology annotation, biological process: fatty acid elongation, monounsaturated fatty acid; very long-chain fatty acid biosynthetic process; sphingolipid biosynthetic process. The record is from RefSeq and is a predicted model, not a curated record.
GUAAGUUUCGAUGAGCACGCUACAACCUGCGCCGGCGCAACCUUUUCAAAGAAAAUAUCAGUCGCCUACUAUCCACCAUAGCGAUUUAACGUCUGCCUGAACAGUUAUAGUAUAUUAUCGCGUGUGUUCUGUUAUUGUGAUAUAUCCAGGACGAAAGAUUUCACAUUAGAAUAGUUUACAAUAAAAUGCUGGAAAACCUUUCAUGACAGCCGGCCGGAAGUGACAAAGAGGAAAAUUAAAAUGGCGGUCUCAAAUAACUCGAUCGCGAAAACAUACCAUCGUUUAUUUGUAGAAUUGGCCGAUCCUCGAACAAACGACUGGUUUCUGAUCACCAGUCCAUUCCCAGGGUUGACGAUAAUCGGCCUGUAUUUGUAUUUCACAUUGAAAUGGGGUCCUCGGUACAUGGCGGACAAAAAACCCUUCCAGUUACAGAAGACAUUGGUGGUUUAUAAUUUCUUACAAGUUUUAAUCAGUUGCUGGUUGUUUUACGAGGGCCUCGACGCUGGUUGGUUGAGGACCUACAGUUGGAAAUGUCAACCAGUCGAUUUUUCGACUACCCCUGAAGCCCUCCGGGUAGCAAGAGGCGUCUAUAUUUACUUCCUGGCAAAGAUAUCAGAACUUCUAGAUACUGUAUUCUUCGUGAUCAGGAAAAAAGAGAAACAGAUCACGUUUCUGCAUAUGUAUCACCACACUGUGAUGCCCAUGAUAUCAUGGGGUGCUACUAAGUACUACCCCGGGGGUCAUGGGACACUGAUCGGAGUAAUGAACUCCUUUGUGCACAUCGUUAUGUACAUGUAUUACAUGCUAGCGGCCAUGGGACCCCAUCUACAGAAAUAUUUGUUCUGGAAGAAAUACAUAACAACUCUCCAAAUGCUCCAGUUCUGCAUUGCAUUCAUCCAUUCUUCUCAACUUCUCUUCUAUGAAUGCGGGUACCCUCGCUGGUCCGUCGUCUUCACUCUACCCAACUCCAUUUUCUUCUACUAUCUCUUCUACGAUUUCUACUAUAAGGCUUACGGAAAAACCGGCAAGAAAGACAAGAAAGACACCAAUGGUGCCAUAUCAAAUGGAAAUGUAAAUGGAGUCGGGAAUACAGACAAAAAGAUUGAUUAAUUAUUUUUUUUCAUUUUGAGCGUAUUGUAAAUAUUAGGUCAGAUGUACAGUGCUGUCUUCCUCUUUAAAACUAUGAUGGUAAUAGUUUAAGAGUUGCCAGAAAUAUAAUUAUUUCAAAAUUUGAAUAAAAUGCUACAUUUUCUUGCUAUAAUAGUUAUAGCCGCUAUUUUUUUUUAAAGUAAGAAUUGCAUUAAUUUUAGUCAAACUUAGUUACCAACUGAAGGAUCAAAAUUUAAUGAAAGUCAAUUUUUAAGAGUUCUAUUGUAUUAUCGUGAGUUAUUUAGAGCUAUUUUAUUUUUGGUCACAUUUAUCAAUAAUUUAUAUAGCUUGUACUUAAUAUUAUUCAUAGGGAUGUGGUCUAAGAAAAAUCUUUAUCUGUUAUUGGAUAAAUAUUUUUUUGUAGAUCGCAUUUAAUAUAAACUAAUAACAAUCUGUAUAUAAAUAUGUACAUUAUUACUAAAUAGUCUUAGCGAUUUGCUCAAAAAAACAAGUCUCUUCCAUUUUUAAAAUAUUUUUAAUAUUCUACGAGUUAUAUUGAGAAAUGUGUAUUACAAAAAUAUAUGAAUGAACACCUUAACAUAACCCUAUUGAAUUUUUAAGUUUCAAGGAUAUGAUAAAUCGUAUACCGUUAUUGUGUAUAUGAAAACUAUCUUUGAAAAAAUAAAUUUUCAAAAAAAAUAAAA